AUGGCAGACUCGCCUGGGCCGGGAAGAUCCCGUGACAAGGUUCACCACACGGUGACCGCCUGUGUUCGCUGCAGACAGAGGAAAACCCGAUGCGACCCAGCCUUACCCCGGUGUGAACCAUGCGAGAGGAGCAAUGCGCAUUGCGAAUACUAUGAUUCCAUCAAGAGCAGGACUGUUCCAAGAACAUACAUCACCUCCCUCCAGGAAACUGUUCGCAAAUUAAAUGAAGAACUGAAGGCUUUGGAGAGAGAGGAGGAAUAUGAGCCAGACCACGAGGCUAUGGCGCGGGGUGCCGGCCUUGUCCGAUUCAGCGAAAAAGAUGAAUGUCGAUUCCUGGGGCCCUCGAGUGGCAUUGCCAUCACUCGCUUCGUCAUGGAAUUCGCAAAACAACAUUCACCUCGGAGGACGAUAAAAGACGUCGUACCGCAACAUGCUGCGCAAGAGAUCAAAGACAAAUUUGAAGCCGAGGAGGGGAAGCCCACCUCCAAGGUCUAUCCUCUGAUCAGUUCCGUUGCGGCUCCCGAUCUACCCAAUCGAGAUUUGAUGGAUCGCCUGGUAGAAAUAUACAUGGUGAAGGCCCAGUAUAUGCUACCACUUCUUCAUGAGCCGUCGUUUCGUCGGGAACUCCAGGCUGUCUACGAUGGUGCCACCGACCCCACUCUCAAUUUCCAAGUCCGCCUCGUCGUUGCCAUUAGCAUGCAAAAACUGGACAAACAGUAUGCCGGUCUUGCUGACAGUUAUUAUCUGGCUGCUUUGCCAUUCCUGACUGGUGCUGUGCAAAAGAUGGACUUGUCUACCCUCCAAUGUUUUGCCCUCGUCGCUCAGUAUUCACUGCUCACUCCAACCAGAACAGCAGCAUACUGGGUUGUUGGGAUCGCCGCAAAGCUCUGUCAAGAGUUAGGACUGUGUGAAGAGGAAACCAUCCACCGACCGCCUUCCGGCGCGCGUCCAAAUGCCCUCGAAGUGGAUAUGCGCCGGCGACUAUUCUGGAUCAUCACAUCAAUGGAGUACGGUCUUUCUCACAGCCUUGGAAGACCGAGUGCAUUCGGUGUGACCGUUGAUAAUAUCAACGUCAAUUUUUUCGAACUUUGUGAUGACCGAUUCAUCACUGCCGAUGGAUUACUUCCAGGACACCACCCCGUCAUGAAGAAAUGCAUCUCGAUCCAUUUCUUCAAGAUGAGACUGCUCCAGGCAGAGAUUAGACGGACGCUGUACCUCCGGAAGCGUGAGGCUCCUACCCAUGAUCAGGAUCCUUGGUUCCAUAGCAUGAUAAAGAAGAUUGACGAUUGGGUCCGGGACUGUCCGAAGAAUGAUGAGGGAUCUGGAUUAAGUGAGAAAUGGUUCACUGGACGCAAAAAUACCAUGAUAGUCUUCAUGUAUCGACCCUCUCCUCAGAUCCCUAACCCGUCAAUCUAUGCCGCUCAACAAUGUUACGACGCAGCCGUCUUCAAUAUCAAGCUGCAAAAAUUGCAGGUCGAAGCCCACUUGAUCGAUAUUACCUGGAUCUUCACACAAGCCAUAUUCAUGGCUCUCAACACGGUACUAUGGUGUCUGUCAUAUCCUACAAUCCGUCAGCAACACCCACGGGAAGAGGUUCAAGUUCACAUCCAGGACGCACUGAGGGCGAUAGAGUUGUGCGCAGAUCGCUGGCCUGGAGUCAGAUCCGCAUACCAGCUAUACGAAAAUCUCGUUUUGGGUUGUUUGAAGGCAUACGAAGCAGAUAAAGCGGCCGAAUCACCAGCCUCGGAUUAUGUGUCAUCCACGACCCAAGACAUCAGUUCUUCAGCCUCGCAAUUCGCCAAUAGUCCCGCCAGCACCGCUGGAACCUCAAUUCACGGCCCGCAAUCCCCACAAUCCAUCCACAGCGUACACACGGCCAAUCACAAUUUCAAGAAUGCCGCGACUAGCUACAUCGAUCACACAAAGCAACAAGGGUAUCAGCCCGAUAUGGUCCCAACGACUACCCAACCACAGGCUCUUAAUAACCAGUACCUGGCCCCUUCCGUGCCUCAGGUAGAUGUCCAGUCACUGCACUAUAGCCUGCCGGGAUUUGACCCGCACAAUGCAACUGGUUACAUUCCCACGACGUCACAAGACUCGAGUAACUGGACCUCUGCGCCAAUGAUGCCAGGUAUCAUCCCCGGCAUAACUGGAUCUCCCAAUAUGAAUUACGACGAUCUCCCCUAUUUAGCCUCAUUCGGCCAAGAAUACUCGCGCUACAUGCAACAUUCCUAUCCAUCGACGUACCAGAUGCAGUCACUAAGCCAGCAGCAGCAGAUGGAACUCAUGGCAUCUCUGGAACGAAGCCAAUUACCGGACGUGUCAAACCUAGUCAGUGACGCUACGACUUUCUACACUGCUCAACUCCCCUGA
Rhinocladiella mackenziei CBS 650.93 is the source of this 2373-nucleotide messenger RNA. RefSeq lists its product as uncharacterized. Gene Ontology annotation, molecular function: DNA-binding transcription factor activity, RNA polymerase II-specific; zinc ion binding; sequence-specific DNA binding. The transcript is spliced from 3 exons. The record is from RefSeq and is a predicted model, not a curated record. Lineage: Eukaryota; Fungi; Ascomycota; Eurotiomycetes; Chaetothyriales; Herpotrichiellaceae. Gene Ontology annotation, biological process: DNA-templated transcription; positive regulation of transcription by RNA polymerase II. Bases 1 to 2373 code for a protein of 790 amino acids.